GACCCGUACUAUGGAUCACCAAUCUCAUGGUGCAACGACAAUGCCAAAUGUUCGAAAUACCUUUGGUGGAGUGUCUGCGAUAGAAGCAUGUAUUGGCGAUGCGUCAGACGAACGUGUGCUGCAAAUGACACGAAUCCCGAUGCGUCAUGUAUGUCAUCACUUCUUCAUUGCAAUAAGACGAGCGGUUUCUGCGAGCCAGAUUUGUGUUCGAAUAAGGACCAGAGGAAUUGUUGGCAAGAAAACACAGAAUGUAACGUCGAACAAGGACACUGCGACUGCUCUGACGGUUAUUCUAUUUGAAACGGUGACUGCACGGCGAUUUUGAAUCGAGCCUGUGAGUACAUCGAGGAUUGUCAUUCGAAGAAAGGACGCUACGAGUGCAUGGAAAACGCCUGUAAAUGCAACCCGGACAAGUGGGUAGCGGAAAACGGUCGUUGUGUUUCUUACGUGGACAAGCACUGCAGUGUUUCCAAACCUUGUGGCAAGAUGUCAAACACAACUUGUAACUCAGCUGGGUUGUGUGAAUGCGAACCUGGAUUUGUGGUGCGAGAUGGAACGUGUGUUUCAGCGUACCUUUCCGGAUGCAACAGCGACCUGGACUGUGCAGCAAUUGCUGGUAUGGACUGCGGCUACUGGGCCUAUUACGACGGCAUGUGGUUUAGUAAUUGGGGAAACACCGAAUACAACGGUAUUUGUGUGUGCAAACCUGGAUAUGCCGUCAACGAUCUAGCGUGCAAAAAAGUGCUCGGUUCCAAUUGUGACAACCUGAAAGCCUGUGGCAAUUCAAGCCACUGGAGCUACAGCUACCACUACUUCUCAUGGUGGGGUGCGUCUUACGUUAAGAACUACUACAAACAUUAUCACAGCGCGUUUUAUUGUGACGUCACUAAUGUUUGCGAGUGUAGCCCUGGUUACGAAAGGAACGCCGACGGAACAGACUGUGAACGAGUUUGGGGUAGCAUAUGUUUCAAAGACGACGAUUGUUGUGGACCAACUUUCAAAUGCAAUAUCACGAGCGACACAAACAGAACUGGAACGUGCAUAUGCGCUGACAUGUAUGCCCGAAUAAACGGCACUCAGAAUGGAUAUAACUAUUACGUGUACUAUGACUACUAUGGUCGCGAGGAAAUCACCUGCAAACCAUUGGUUGGUUUAUCGUGUUCGGAUAGUUGUCCUGGCAACGACACGCACUGUGACGGAAAUAACAUGUGCAUAUGCAAUCGUGGCUAUGAAAAGAAUGGUGUCUGCACCAAUUAUCUCGGUUCAGAAUGUAAGUCAGACACCCCCUGUCAGCACGUGACCAAUGCCAGAUGCGACUCAUCAACACACGUUUGCGCAUGCGCGAAGGGUUUCUUUGACAACGGACAAGAUAAAUGUCUUCCUUUAUGGGGGAGGGACUGUACAACAGAUGCCAACUGUGGAUCAGGCGACUAUUUUUGCAACUUGGUUACGAAUAGAUGUUCGUGUGCAGAAGGCCAUAGCGAGCUGAAUGGCAGAUGCAUUAUGAAUACCACAUGCAACGCAGAGGUUCCGAAUUUGCCCGACAUUCUACGGAGAUCACCGAACUACAUCCUGUCCGAACGUGAAGUGGUUAUCCGAGAUGAUACAUUGAAAGAGGGUUGGUACAAUAUCGGUCAUUUCAUGCUCUCCUCGCAGUCCGGCAUCCCCGUGGGAGGAUGUGGAACGAUUUGGCCAAUUUAUUUGACAUCUGUGAUAUCAUCUCUCGCCGACGGUAGUGAAGUAACACGGUAUGUGCGCCUUGUCAACAGGAGCAAAAUACUGGACGAAUUUCGAGUCACCAUUCGCAAAUGUGGUGCAGACCACCACGUCUUCCUACCGAAGGUGCCGGUCGCUUUUGUGGGAUUCUGUCUCGAUACCGGUGAACCCUCAAACCCCGGAGGAAAUGCCACUGGAAGAUGGGCCCAGUUAUCGCAAGAUCUCAAUUUUAACACCAGUGUACCGAAAAUAAACUUUAUUUGUGGUGUUCUGGAUGAAGAGCACAGUAAUGUCCCGUGCAGAACGUGUACCGGUGACGUUUAUUACUUAAACGACGGUUUCUACUACACCAUCAACUGGUACGUCAACGACCAUCUGUGCGUGUCCCUCGGUCCGUUCCAGAGGCCCUAUCUGAGAAAGUCAUACCUUACAGAAAGCAUAUUACGGGAACGUUGUCAUCAGACUGUGAUUGGGUUUAAGGUCCAGUGUUCUUAUGAGUGGUCUUUGACGAUGCUCGGACGUCGGUCGACGCCCGUUUCAAGCAACAGCAUUGAUACUGGUGUACCGGCACAAUUCAUUAUCGUACCGACAGAAGGAUCACAACAGGCGAUCAUACCCUCGACUCCGAUCGGUUGCAUCGAUGACAACACAUCGUCCGUUUCUUCGGUUGCAUGUGUAAUCGAGUUCCCACUCAAGCGUUCACACUCCGACACGUGUCCUCCAACGAUAAAUCCAAACGAACAUUAUCUUUGCGGAGCACGUAUUGUUGGUGUUACAAGUUAUGGGCUUGACCAGUAUGGGUCAUGGGAAUAUGUAUAUAGCCGUGCUCGUUAUGGUUCCCUGUAUGAUCAAUAUACAGGUACAAGCAUGGGUACACAUCACAAGAGGAUUGUUUCCAGGGAAAGUCAUCAUUUACAUGAUCGUUACACUGAGGAAUAUUGUCCUUCCUCCGCAGGACAGAGCACCCUUUGGGAGGCAUACACCCUGCCAACACAAAAGAUAAUUGUCAGCGAUACUAAUACGACCAACAGUACGUGUUCGAUUCGAUGGAGCAAACACGACAAACAACCCAUGUUGAUCAAAACUAAAGGAAAACAAUCGUGGAGCAUCCCGAUUGAUGUGACCGGCGAGUUUAUGCUAUUCAAAAGUUUGGCAUACCCUGUUGAGGUUCAAUUCAAGACGGAGAAAUGUGAGUCUUCUCUCACUGUCUGCGUCUGCGCUCUAACAUUUCGAGACGGCAACAAAAUCUACACCGUUGGGGUGUGUAACGGUAUAACGACCCAGGGAUUCGUGUGGGUAGCGCUCGACGAGGAGCAUUUUUUAAGAUACACCGAAACAGGAUCGAUUCGCGUGUGGAACGGCAUUGCCAUGUCAGUGACCAAAGAUUAUAAUCUGCAUUCCCUGACGGUGGAGAUAACAGACAAUGGAAGUAUGGAGGACUUUACCUUUCUUGACGGUCUUUGUGCUUUCGAAGACAACACGUUCAGGGCCAGUACUGGAGGCCUCAUGCUCAGCAGUGACGGAUUUCUGGAGAGCUGGAGCAUUGGGCGACAGACGAUAUCCAGUUUGUUAGCCCCUCAACUUAUUCAUACACGAUAUUCAUACCAAGACAACAUGUACAGCUGUAGCUGUCCACUAGAUUCAGAAGAUAUUUCCGGCUCUAAUAGUUCCUUCACAACGGCCUCAUCUAUGACGUACGCUAGCGUCUCCAGAUGUUCAAAAAAUGACGCUUACAACGUUACCCGCGACGGUGAGACCUGGGUUGGAACAGUGGUACCGGACUUUGCGAUCGAAAAUGUUACGCUUGCUUUCCACUUCGUGGAAACGCCCAAUGGCAUGAACGCAUACGAACGCAUAUCAGUUUGUCUGUUUGAUGGCUUCGACGGUUUCCUUUAUGAUAUAUAUUGGUAUGCCGAUACAACUUUGAUCCACAAGAAGGCCAAACAGUCACUGAGAACUGCAGAAUUCAAUCAAAUUUCAUUUGAUACCCUCAUGACAGCCUAUAAUUCUCGCAGUAAAGACGUGUGUGCAGUGAACAAAUUAUGGCGUUGUGCUGUGUCAGUUCUGAAUACAAACGGCGUAGAAGUAUUGGGAGCGUCCUACAGUGAACCGUUUGAGUUCAUUACUUUUCAAGACAAGUUCAUGUCCAUGGCAAGAGGCGGCGUAGUUGACUUCCAUUUUACCAUGAAUCUCCCAGUGGUCUGCCUUGAUGGAAAGCCGUGCAAUAUAGAGGUCAAGGUUAUUGACGAAAACGACGACUAUCAGUGCCAGGACUCCACACUUGCCGUAAUUAACGAGCGAACAUGCGGAGACUUUAUUAACGGCAUCGAGCUGUUCAGGAACAUUGACACGUUCCAAAAAGAAAGGAAUAUGACGCUGACAACGAAGAACAACAACAAAUAUUCGCUGAGAGAUGCAUUUGCCAUGACAGUGUUCAUCGGAUCUAAGGGUGUCGUGGAGCCGUUUUGGAACGACUGCUAUUUCACAGGAAAGAUAAAUGUGUUCGUUCGAGACAUCGAAACGUUCUGGAAGGGAGUCUUCUGCUACGCUACUAACGAUCCUCGUCUGAUGACAUUCGAUGGACAGUAUUAUAGCAUGCAGUUGUCCGGUGAAUUUACACUCUACAAGCAUCAGCGCUAUCCUAUUGAAGUUCAGAUCCAGACUGAACCCUGCUGGCCGGGUGGCUGGACAACGUGCACGUGCGGAGUUACCGUGCGGGCCGGACGUGACGUGUACACGGUGACCCAUUGCGAGGGCAUGCAUUUAAUAGAGUGGAUAGAUCUCGCUGACGACGUACUCGAAGUUUAUAUUGAACCUGGCUAUAUGCACAAGUUUUACCUUCCGCAAGGAACUAUAGUUGAGGCGCGUUAUUUCAACAGCCCCUGGUGGUCAACGAUGAACGUGUACGUGUACCCGUCACCCAAUGACAUGAACCGUGUUGGAGGAUUGUGCGGGACAUUCAACGGUAAUUGGCAGGAUGACUUUCUACACAGCGAUGGCUUUACUUCACCGAGUCCGGCCAUGGACUGGGGAUUCUGGGUCUGGUGGGUCUGGGGUGGCAAUCCAGAUAACUUCUCUCAGUCUUGGAGUGUAUCGCACGAACACUCCCUAAUGAAUCCAGAUUACGUUUCGACUCUGGAACCUUGGAAUACCAACGACAACCUCUGUGUCUGCCCACUAAUUGUCAACAAACGUGAGAACUGGUGCUCCAGAAACGAGGACAAAACUUGCGUCGACUUCAUAUAUAAGAAACGCGGAAAGAGGAUUCAAAAACUUCUGCGAGACGAGCGUUCCUUGGAUACUUUCAACUAUCGCGAAGAAAUGGACAUCAGAGACAGGCUACUGAAACUGCUGUCACUAAAAAAGGAGAGGAGUGCAUUCAGAGUGAAGCGUGAUGUUAAUGCACCGAAUCCCGAAGAAUUGGUCGCGGCAUAUAACGAGUCACAGGCGUCAUGCGCGGCAUAUCUGAAGGAAAUGUGUGGUAGUGACUUGUCGGAAGAAGUAUCGGCAAGAAAUAAGAAUCAGUCAAGCUCUUGUGCAGAAGAUAAAAUGUUCAAUUUGACUGCCACUGGUCCCGAAGAAAGCACAUGUCGUAACGUACAGUCAUCAACCAUUAUGAUCGUCGACAAGGACAUCGAAUUUCAGACCAAAAACCCUGAAAAAGCUCAACUUGUGAUUGCUUCAUGUCCUGACAACUGUAACAGCCACGGAAAUUGCUUCAACGGAACGUGUAUUUGUGACGAGCACUACGAUCCAGAGUCUAACUGCAAACUUGACCUUCGCGAUCCUCCUACAAUCAUAGAGGUCACUGGUGAUGGAAACUGUAACCCUAGACACAAGGCCUGUCACUUCAUUCGUUUUACAACGCAAAACGGAUGCAGUAAUACCACUGUCUGCUUAAUUACCUUCACACAGUACAAAGUAGAUGGAUCAUCGACUGAAUCCGUGAUUCAGACUGUGUCUGCCAACUGUCCUAACAAUUUUGACGCGUAUUGUCCAACCACAGUGCAGAGCAGGAAAAAGCGUCAAACCGUCAAUGAAAACCCGGUCAUUGCUGAAAGGUACAACGUGUCUCUAAGCAACGACAAUUCUUCGUUCAGUUCACCGAAAAUGGUCACAGUGUUAGAUACCACGUGCGUGACAAUUGAAAACGGAUCUGCAGUGAUUCUGGAUGAAUACUGUCUCAUCGACAACAUUUGCUAUGGAAACCACACAGAGCUAGACGAUUGUCAUUCAUGUAACCCAGCCGUCAAGCGAUUUUCUUGGAGUCUGAAGGACGAUUACUGCGACAUCGGAGGAGUUUGUUAUCCAUCAGGCAAUGUCUCCACCAUCAGUUGCAUAUCUGAAUGCAAUCCGACCGUGGAAAAAUACGCAUGGUCACUAAAAAACGACGUCUGCAGUAUUGAAGGCCAGUGCUUCAAUGCCGGCGACAGCAAUGCGUCCCCCAAGAACUGCCUUUACUGCGACCUUCUCAAGGACCAGUUCUCAUGGUCACAAAAGACUGGUUUCUGCUACAUAGCUGGUGUUUGCUAUGUAGACGCCGCGAUGAAUCCGACAGAUUCGUGUCGACAUUGUAACGUUUCCGUAGAUACGGGAACAUGGCAACUCAACAUGAACGACUCAGGGUGUGAAGUGGCAGAAGAGAAAAAGGAUGAUAACAUAAUGGUCAUCGCCAUCGGGGCGGCAUUAGGGACCGGGGCAGUUGUGGCGAUAGCUAUCGCGAUCGGGUUAUACAUCUACAAGGCCAUGCAAGCAUCCAAAUUAGUUGCCGCAAGGACUACGGGUACGUUGUUCGAAUCCGCGAAGAAUCAGCACUUCAAGUUCCGAGUGGAACCGAUGAGGAGAGACCCGGUUGAGCGCUUGACUACGUCGGACAACGACAUGCCGACUACCAGUGUGGACCCCAACAGGGCAAGUGUUCCGGAAAAGCUGUACAACUAAGAUCAGAAAAGAAAUGGUUGCUUCAAGGUUCAGGAAUCUAGCAACUGUUUUCAUAGUUGAUGUUUACCGGAUAUUUCUACUUUUUAGAUUCUGUAACCGAGUAUAUAUAUAUAUACAAAAACAAUGUACUUUAUGAGUAGUAAAGUAAUAUAAAAAGACACUUCAUGCAACAUAAGCGUGUGCUUUAUUAUCUUUAUUUAUCUAUGUUUUUUAAUAUUUAUUAUAACGUGUUCUUUUUUCUAUUUAUUAGAAUUUUAUUAACAUUCUAACUGUAUUUAAAUCUGACAUACAAAUCUUUAUCGUACCUUUACUUUAUAUUUAAUAAAUAUGUGAUUUUUCUAGCAGUGACAGGGUUACAAUGUUCUGUGUUUAAAAGAACAAACGAUACUUAUCUCUUUUUGUAAUAAAAUUAUUGCUGACAUGUUAAGAUGAAUACUGCGUAAAAGUAACACGAACUUGAGUCGAUAAUAAUGGAAAUUUUUCACAAAAUGAAAAAAAAAUAAGACAGUUGCACAAUAUGUUUAAAACAAUCAUUGGACAUAACCCUUACAAAUUCCAAAUGGACGUGAUUUACAAUCGUGUCGUGCUUCCAAUAAGAGACGAGCAAGAAGAUCAGUAUGCAAUCCACCUAAUUCUGAUUAACAUACUAUCCGACAUGACAUAACAUUAUAUAUUUCAUAUAUUUUUAUGAAAAUUCAUAUAACAUAUGAACACUAUUUUAAUUUAUUUUAAUUUAUGCUGUUCUUUCACAUCUUUUGGCAGUAAAAUUAUCCUUAGCAGCAGUACUUAAAUAUGGAAAUACCGUUCAGAGUAUCAACACAUAAGACAAGUAAUACUAAUAAAUCUUUAUUUUUUAAUAGUAUUAUACUGUAUAUUUGUAUUGAUAUAAAAGAUUUCUAACAAACAGGAAUGAUUUCACUCAAUAAACUUUAUCAACAAAUAACAUUUUACCCGCUAGUCUCUUAUAUAAAGCUAUGGACACAUGUCUAUAGUGUACACUAAAACAUAUUCAACAUUUAAUCUCUUUAUCAUAUGUUUAUCCCUUUUCACAGAUUUUGGUAUGUAAUGAAAUUUAUCAAUAAAUGCUUUACAUUGAUACAUGUAAACAUUUAAACUAAAUUGCUCCAUUAAAAUAGUACCAAAUUAAAGAAAAAAGAAAUCCUCAAAUGGACUCGAUCCACUGACACUUGGGGUAAAAGUCAAACACUUAUGCCCUUUGACCAUCCAUGCAUAUAGAGAGAUUGCUGUAUUUUAAACUGUAAAUAGGGAAAUCCUCUGAAUAUCACAAACUAAAUUGAUAACAACAGAACUCUCCAAAUUAUUCAACAGUUUCGUGUUUGUAACGCUUUAUAAUAUUGCGGUUUUUAAGUCUUCAGAAGAUGCAGAUAAUGAAUUUUUAGAACAAAUUAAAAGUUCAAUAUUUCUGUUACUUCGCAAAUAUCAUAAUAACAAGGAAAAUGUGUAAAUCUGAAACAUUUUUUUUUAUUUUGUCAAUUUACCAAAACAUGAAAAUGUCCCUUUAACAUGCUAAACAUUUUCUGUUGAAAUAAAAUGAAAAUGUU
Messenger RNA from Dreissena polymorpha, 8219 nucleotides. RefSeq lists its product as uncharacterized. The record is from RefSeq and is a predicted model, not a curated record. The coding region runs from base 382 to 6657 and encodes 2091 amino acids. NCBI's taxonomy places the organism in Eukaryota, Metazoa, Mollusca, Bivalvia, Myida, Dreissenidae. The transcript has 44 exons.